This is a messenger RNA of Vespa mandarinia (Asian giant hornet), 2708 nucleotides long. RefSeq names its product tectonic-3-like. The record is from RefSeq and is a predicted model, not a curated record. NCBI's taxonomy places the organism in Eukaryota, Metazoa, Arthropoda, Insecta, Hymenoptera, Vespidae. Gene Ontology annotation, cellular component: ciliary transition zone. Gene Ontology annotation, biological process: cilium assembly.
GUUGCAGUUUGUUUAUGUUUCAGAUGUCUUCCAUUUUCGUCGAUACAUUUCUUCUUUUACAAAUUUCAAAGCAAAGACAUGAUUUUGUGAUAUGGCCGAGUUGCAUAUUAUCGGUAAAAUUGCUUUAGCGAAAAAUUUCAAAGAAUCUCAGCUUUUCUGUAAAUGGAGUUUUCAUGCUGGAAAUGGUUGGAAAAUUAUAGAAGGAAGUGAAGAAGGACAAACCCAAGAAUGUUGUGAUGUAUAUACCAAUGAACCAAUUUGGGAUCAUCCUGUCGAUAUACAUUAUACUACGCAAACAUUACAUAAUUCUCCAAAAUUACUUCUACAAAUAUUUUCUAGAGAUAAUUAUGGUAGGAUAUUAUUCAAUUCUUACGGUGUUUGUAAUAUACCCUUAUCUCCUGGAUCUCAUUGUUUGAAUUGCCAUACAUGGAAACCAAUUGGUGAUUGGAAAGAUAGACUCAGAGAUAAAUUUUUAGGAGUGGUUUUACAAUUGAAAUCUCCAAAUGUUUUAGUUAACACGAUAGAUAGAUUUGAGUUACUUACGGAAAGUAUGGGUACUGUACAAAUCGAUCUGCAUAUACUUGUCAGAAAUUUUGACAAAUUUGGAUGUCAUUAUAAAAAAAAGAGAAAAGAAAAAAAAAUGCUAAGAAUAUUUCUAUUACUGCACUUCAUUUUUUUAUUUAACAAAUUAGUCUCUCCAGAAAGAAUAGAGGAUAUAAUAACGUGUUUGAAGGGAAUAGAAUGCGAUGAAUUUGCGGAUACUGAUAAUUAUACGGAGACAUACGAUGAAGAUGGUCUUUCAUCAAACAAUUCUCAAAAUGUCAUCAUUACAAAUUUUUCUGAAUCUUCUACAUCAAGUAUUAAUUUAAUUAAUACAACUCAAAAUCAACAACCUGAUAUAACGACUAUUACGCCAUCAAUUGUAAUGCAUAAAUUUAAUCCAGAAAUGGAAAAUGAUAGUAUAUACAAAAAACAAUCGGACAUAUGUGAAUGCGAUUUAACUGUGGCAUCGUGUGACAUCAAUUGUUGCUGUGAUAUGGACUGCAAAGAUCAUCAUUUAAAAGUAUUCACUCAUUGUAAAGAUUAUCAUACAGAAUUGUAUGAUAGUCGUUACUGUUACAGUAGAAACUUUAUUGAGAGAAAUAAUACUCCUUUUAUUCUGGAAAAAUUAGCUAAUAAUUUGUUCUGCAUUCUUUACGACAAUCUUCCACCUGUAUACAGUAUUAAUAAUAACUUAGCCAUUAAUAAUCAAAAAGAUUUAUGGAAAGAGAUAAACAAAGACAAACCAAAAUGGAAAUUUGAAUAUCACCAAAGUAUGUUCACGUAUAAUAUCACUAGUAUUUAUAAAGAAGGUGAUCUUGUAUGGAAAUUACAAAAUAAUUAUAUAAAACCUUUAGAAUUACUACAAACGGGCUUUACAGGAAAAUGUUCGUUUAAAAAAACAAUUAGAUAUCUCCAUAAAUGGAAAGAUUCUUGUAUGCAAGUUGAAUUAGCCGAUACAAACCCAUUCUUGUUUCCUUCAACGUAUAAUAAUUUUACGAUUAUUAAAUCUUUGGAUUUGUUUAAUCAAACUUACAUUCUUUUGUCUGAUCAAAGCUGUCCAAAGAACAUAUGUUUAUCUCCGAUCAAUCAUUAUUGUAAGAAUUCUUGGAAUACUUGUAAUGGCAAAGAAAUAUUGGGUUCUUGCACAAAGGGAAUUUGUCAAAAUAUUAUUAAAGGAGUAAAAUAUGUAAUAAGCCAUAACGGUACUGCAGGUAUAGAUUCAAUUGAUAUACAUUUUUUAAUGGUUAAUAUUUCUCAACAAUUCUAUCAAUCCUUCGAGGUAAGUUACGAAUGGAACGAUCAGAAUGAAAAAACAAUAUUUGAACGUAGUGGUAAUCCUGGUUAUAUUCGUGGAAAACCAUUAAUCAUUGGUACCAUAAUGACAAAUAAAAGUAAUAAUAUAGAAUUUCAUUAUAUUAAUUUUAACAAAAGUAAAAGUUUUUUAACAUUGCCAUUAGGAGAACAAAAUCGUGAAUGUAGUCAAAUUAAUAGACAUAUCGUAGCCUUCGGAGAAGACAUCAAAUUGAAAUGUUCUCUGACAUUAAAUACGAUUAAUUUUACAACAACAACUUGUAUAGAAUUGUAUAACAAAACAUUAAGUAUCUUAAUCGAAGAUACUUUGAUUAAUGUAACACAAGCCGAUCGAUAUCCAAUAUAUAUAUCAAAGUUAGGUAAUUUUACAAAUAACGAUACUUCUGCAUGGAUAAAAAUCUUAAUUGAUAGAUUACCUCAGCACGUAAUAACAGGUCAAAUUCUUAAUGGUUGGAUUAAAUGUUCAGGAUUAAUAACCUCUAUAAAAUAUGAUAUAUUAUAUUCCGUAUUAUCUAAACCAGAAAGUUUAACGAAUUAUGAUAUAUUAGGGAUAGGUAUUACAUUUUCCGACGAGAGAGAUUUAUUUUGGUCAAAAUGUAUAAACAAAAAUUGUACAGACGUACUUCAAAUCGACAUUACCAGUUUUGUAAACUUUCAUGAUAUAUCUAAGCCAUCCCGAUAUUAUUUCGCAGGUGGUCCAAAUUUAGAUCUGACAUUACCCUACGACUUCUUUUAUCCAUUUUUAAAUAACGGAGAUAUAAAAAUAAAACCGUCCAUUAGUUUAAUAUAUAUCGUAGUUAUAGUUUUAUACGUCGUUGAUAUAAUGUAAUAAUAAGUGCACUCUGUGAUUAUAA